This is a messenger RNA of Myxocyprinus asiaticus (Chinese sucker), 2329 nucleotides long. It is a transcript of the gene lgsn, whose product is annotated as lengsin, lens protein with glutamine synthetase domain. Gene Ontology annotation, cellular component: cytoplasm; membrane. The transcript is spliced from 4 exons. The coding region runs from base 132 to 2159 and encodes 675 amino acids. Lineage: Eukaryota; Metazoa; Chordata; Actinopteri; Cypriniformes; Catostomidae. Gene Ontology annotation, biological process: lens morphogenesis in camera-type eye. The record is from RefSeq and is a predicted model, not a curated record. Gene Ontology annotation, molecular function: glutamine synthetase activity.
AUGGUUCAUGCAUGAGGUUGGGGAGAGAAUGGGAGAUGAUUAGUUUGUUUCUGUCUCAGUCAGUUGCGUGCCACUUUGAUUGGGGCAGAAACUAAUUAUUUUCCAGGUAUUCACGUAAAAAAUUUAGCAUAAUGCAAGAAUCAGAGGAAUCCAGAGAUCAGGAGACAAUUCCAGACCAGGUGGAUGGAGGAAGUUUGAGUGCAGAAAAGAAUAGGGGUGCAAAGGCCAGCGAGAAGCGUCUUUCCUCUUCUGACUGGGACAGAAAAGGGAUAUCUGUACCCAUUGUGCCAUCAAAUGUACCCGUUCCAGGCCCCUCAAACAACCCCAUCAUUAUUUCCAUUGGCCCUCCACAUCGUUGUCCCUCUGUUUCCAGUGAGUCCCAGUACCAGGGUCUCUCUCGGCAGGACGACUACACCAACAGGGAUGGAUGGAGAAGGGAAACAGUGCAAUGUUACCCACCAACUAGCAAGGGUGGCAUCCCCAAGCAAACAAUGGAGGAACUGAGAAGUGUGUUGCGUGAGAGCCCCCUACUGAGCACAAAACGGCAAGAUGAGGGAAGGAGUUACCCUCCGGGGCAAAGGGUGGACUGUAAACCAGAUCAGGUAUCAUCCAAGAGUUUCACCACAUUCAAGCCCCUUUCAGAGAUCUCUAGGAGAGCAUCCAGGCUAAGGGAAGGAAAUUCAUCUAGAUGGGAUUCUGAUGGGUCAUCGAGGACUGAUGGACCUCCAAGCAGAUCCUCUGGUGUGAAUUCACCCACUGCUGAGAGAUCCCACAGGGAUGAAGCUGGCACAUCAUACACAAAUUACAAGGAGAGCUCCCAGGCACACUCUUUCGCAUCUCAAAGCUUCAUCUCUGAUGUUGAGCACAUAAAACAACAAAUUGCCCGUGAAAAUAUAAACUUUGUUCGCUUUGAGGCCACUGAUCUUCAUGGCGUAUCCCGAUCCAAGACUGUUCCAGCUCGGUUCUUUCAUGAAAAAGCUGUAUAUGGCAUUCCUAUGCCAAGAAGCUACCUGGAGUUAACCUUGAGCCCCAGAGUUAAUGAGGUUGAUCAUCCAAGUGCAGCCAACUUCAGCAGUGAUGUUCUCCUGCUCCCAGAUCUCUCCACAUUCCAGAUCCUCCCCUGGGCAGACCAGACUGCUCGUCUCAUUUGUGACCCUUGUACGAUCACAGGGGUUCCACUUCGCACAUCACCCCGCCUUAUAGCCAAGCAGAUGCUCGGUCAACUUCAGAGCAUGGGAUUUUCUCUCCACUCCUCCUUCACGUAUGAGUGCUGUAUCUUUGGGUCCCCAGAGAGAUUGGGUCCCAAGGCUGUGUUCUUCCCUGCUACCACUCUGUUGAGCAACUAUGAUCUGCCCUUCCUACAGCAGCUAGUCAGGGGGAUGUACUACAUGGGUGUGGAUGUUGAGAGCUUUUCAUCUGCCAAUGGACCAGGACAGAUGGAGAUUUGCUUCAAACCCAGGUUCGGGAUUGAAGCCGCUGACAGCGCCUUUACCUUUCGUACAGGAAUUAAAGAGAUGGCGAGGAAGUACGACUACAUAGCCACCUUUUUCACAGAUGACAACAUUCACAAUUCCGGGUUACUGUCCCACAGCCUCUGGGAUGCUAGUGGAAGAAGGAGCCUCUUCCACUCCGGCAAUGGAGAACUGUCAGAGAUUGGCAGGAAGUGGCUCUCAGGUCUUCUCCAACACUCUGCCGCUCUAAGCUGCCUUUUGGCUCCAGGGAUCAGCUGUCAAAACCAGCUUUCCAAAGGCAAAAAAGAUUCCAAGCACCAGAUUUAUUCCACAUGUGGCUGCAAUGACAACAGCUGCACCUUCAACGUGAAGGUUCAUGGUGGACGGGAGACACACAUUGAUAACAAGCUAGGUUCGGCAGUGGCUAACCCUUAUGUAGUGCUGGCAGCCACAAUAGCAGCAGGACUGGAUGGUAUUAGGCGUAAUCUCAGUGUUGAACAGGCCCUGAGCCGGGCUCCCAUGCAGCAGAAACAGUUCCCAAUCCCUGUUAAACUGGACGAUGCUUUGGAGGCCCUAGCAGAGGACAGUGUGAUUCGUAGUUCACUGGGAGAACCUUUUGUGCAGUAUUUUAUUGCCAUGAAGCACAUAGAGUUGGAGACCCAAGAGCAGGAUGCUGAUAGAAACAAGGGACUUGAGUAUUUUAUUUAAAGAUAUUCUAAAAUUCUAAGCUAUUGCUGAAUUUAGUGAAUGAUUUUGUGUAUUUAAAUAUAUUUAAAGAGAAAAUACAUUUCUUGACCCUCUGAUUUAUUACUGGAGAGAAAUAAUACCUCUUUUGGCAAAAAGCUGAAAAAAUUAAAUAAAAUCAUGCAACUGACUGA